Molecule: messenger RNA, 4724 nt
Organism: Pseudoliparis swirei
Lineage: Eukaryota; Metazoa; Chordata; Actinopteri; Perciformes; Liparidae
Gene: parp10
Product: poly(ADP-ribose) polymerase family member 10
Exons: 11
Coding region: 13-3729 (1238 amino acids)
Biological process (GO): negative regulation of gene expression
Cellular component (GO): cytoplasm; nucleus
Molecular function (GO): NAD+ poly-ADP-ribosyltransferase activity; transcription corepressor activity; nucleic acid binding
Source: RefSeq, a predicted model, not a curated record
AUCGUGAAGCCGAUGAUGUCAUCCCCCCCGCUCGACACGAGCAGCACAACACGGAAGUCCUCGAGUCUCUGGCUCAACCUGUUUGCGCGAAACGACUUUAAGAGCAAAUGUUUCCCUUUUAGCGGCAGAAUGCCCGUUGAAAGCCCGGAGAGCAGGACGGUGGAGGUGCGGGCUCUGCCGGCCGCCGUGGACGAGGAGCUGCUCUUUCUGUACUUUGAGAACAAGCGGCGCUCCGGGGGGGGUCCGCUCGUCUCCGUGGAGAAGAGCGGCGACCGCGCCGUGCUGGUGUUUGAAGAGGCGGAAGACGCAGCCAGAGUGCUGUCGAAAGGGCACCACGUUCUGCAUAACGUGGAGCUGUGUGUGAGGAGGCCCGCCUCAAAGGACCAAUAUCGCCUGCUGCUGCGGGGGAUCAACCCCGACACCAGCACGGAGAUGAUAGAGCUCUAUGUGGAGAACUUGAUGGGCUUGAACAUGCCGGACUACACUCUGUAUCCCUCACCGGGGAGAGAUUUCAUCCUCAUCUCCCUCAGCCAACCGCUCUCCAAAGAUUUCCAAAACCUUCGCGCUAAAAUCUCCAAGAGGAAACUGGACGGCGCCGAGGUGAGUCUGGAACAGGCCGAGCCGACGGACUCCGUCUUGGUGGAGAACCUGCAGCCCGGCACCACUCCGGACCUGCUCGCGUUGUACUUUGAGAGCCGGCGAGGUGGCGACCAGAAGGUCAAGGAGGUCACGAUGCUUUCCGAUCGCACGGCCGUGGUGUCCUUCGUCAACUACGAAUCCGUGGGCCCGAUUCUCGACCACCCGCACAAACUGGAGGGCGCCGAUCUCGGCGUGAGGCCGCACUUUGACUUCCUCUUACCCGCGGGAAGAUUAACGUCGCAGGACUCUGGAAUCGGGAGCCGACGCGUGACCGAGAGGAACUCUGAGGACACGCCGAUGCAGACGAGUCCUCCCGUCGCGGUCCACGCGGACCGCCGGGCCUCCUCCCCGUCGGCCUCGAGGCCUCUCGCUGCCCGCGAACCGGCGGUAGACGAGGCCGAGGAAGUCAUGGAGGAGCAGACGGAGGCGGCAGCUACGAUAUCGAGUCGCGUUCCUGUCGCCGACCCGGCGAAACUCGCUUUGUUUGAACUCGCCGCCUUCCGACGGGACACCGAGAACGCCCACCCGAACGUCACCGUCCGAAUCGAAGACGGCGGCGUGCACAUCGCGGGGACCGACGGGCGACUGGUCGAGCGGAUCAAAGGCGCCGUCUCCGACUUUUUUGGCAAAAUGGCCGAGUGUCGUUUCACCCUCGAGUCCGAGAUGGCUCAGCUCCUCGCGAGAAAAGAGGUACAAGAGCACCUCCUGCGAGCCGGGGCUGAAGCCGGGUCGCCUGCCACGUACACCGUGUCCGACGCCACCGUCGUGGUCGCCGCCCUCUCCCAGGACUCCGCCCACCAGGCGUGUAGCUUUUAUAAAUCCCAGCUGAGUCGCCUCAGCAUCGCGGUGGACUCGGAGAACGAGUGCAUGCUGUACUGCAGGGAGUGGUCCGAGUUCCUGCAGGCUCUGGGCUUCUCCACCGUCAAGGUGUCGGAACGAGGCGGCAAUGUCGACGUGUGCACUCUGAAAGGGAUGGAGGGCGAGAAGCAGGCGGCCAUCGUGCAGUUUCUCACCACGCCCAUCGAAAGGGAGACGGUCAUCUCGAUGGAGCCGGGCAUCCUGAAGUACAUCCAGAUCCACUGUCACCAGCUGCUGGCCGACAUGGACCGGGUGUCCAUCAUCCCUCUGGAAGCAGAGGGCGUUUGUGGGCUGAAGCUCCACGGCCCCGCCACCACGUGUCAAAUGGCCGAGGAGGUGCUGCAAGGCGUCGUGUCCUCCAUCUGCACCAGGACCAUCACGGUGAACGCGCCGGGGGUGACGCGGUUCUUAAACGAGUCGGAGUGCACGAAGAUCAUGAAGGAGAUGGAGACGAAGUUCACGGUCUACAUCAGGCAGAAGUUCGUGCCCUGGGAAUACCUGCCACACCAGGACUUCUUCGUCUCCGCGUGGGAAAUGAUGUCCCGCAAAAACUUCCAGCGGGCAUCUCCGGACGGCGCUCCUCUGGAGUUGAAGGCCGAUUCGAUGCAGACGGAUCACGACGCCGCUCCCGACGAAGGCCUUUUAGACGAGGCGGCGGGAAUCGAUGGCGCGCUCGAGAAGGGGGCGCCCGAUUCGGACCGAGCCGACGACAUGGACGGCUUGGACAUGUACUCGGCGGAGGAGCCCGCCGGCCUCGCGGACCCGGACGCCUCCGGGAUGGCCGUGGACGAUUUCCAUCGCUCGGUUCUCGUGGAAACCACGAGCGGGUUGCGCCGGCUGCAGGGCGGCGUCCUCUACCACACCAGCGACCUCGAAGAAGACGCCCAGCUGUCUCUGGCCAUCCAGUACUCCAUGGAGUCCAGCCACUGGUCGCUGCAGGACGAGGACCGGCAGCUGAAAGACGCCCUGGAGCUGUCCAAGAGCCAGCACGAGGCGGCCUCUUCCGGCGGCGACCGGCGCCCCGACGCGGCGAAGGGCGAGGGCGCCCGCUUACGGGACGCCAUCGAGGCGGCCGGCACCCUCCAGCUGUUUGUGUUCGCGGGUUACAACUGCGACCUGAUCCGCGUGGACAUCGCCUUCGGGAAGAAGGUCAGCCAGCGGCAGGUGGAGGAGAAGCUGGAGCACCGGACGGUGAAGAACAUGUCCGAGUACCACCGGACGUGUCUGCAGGUGAUCAAGAGGAAGCACGGCGUGGACGUCCACAUCAAAGGCACCAUCAUCGCGGUGUGCGGCUUCAAGGACUACGUGAGCGGGGCGCUGGCCGACGUCAAGCUGCUGCUGGAGAGGAUGGCCUCCUCCGUGCCCGACCGGGACAUCCUGAGGACGGUGCAGUGGAUGCACCACGACCCGGACUCCUCGGACGCCACCCUGUAUUCGCCCGACGCCACCGUGUUCAUCGAGAACGCGCUGAGGAUGCGGCUGGAGACGCUCGACAUCCUGCUGGACGAGCAGCCCCACGUCAUCAACUUUCAGAAGAUGCAGGAGGUCAACGUGGCUUCUGGGAAAUCUGUGAAAGUCUCCAGGAAGAUGCCCGAAAUGGGCGAUUUGGACGCCGACGUACCAGAGGAGGAAUACUCGCUGCUGUCCAACAUGCCCGAGGCCACCAAGGUCGACGAGGAAUCCGACGAAUUUCAGAACGUGGUGAAGAAUUUCUACGAGAGCAUUCAGCAAUUCCACAGCAAGAUCAGAAUCAUACAGGUGGAGAAGCUCAUGAACCGCCUGCUCUUCAAUCAGUACAAGUUGAAGAAGGCGAGCGUGCUGCAGCACGCCACGUACCCGGAGAUCGAGCGGACCCUCUACCACGGCACGAGCGAGACCUGCGUGAAAGAGAUCUGCGUGCACGGGUUCAACAGAAGCUUCUCUGGAAAGAACGCCACCGUCUACGGUCAGGGCGUGUAUUUUGCCGUCAACUCGGCGCUGUCCGUCCAGGAACAAUACUCGCCCCCGAACGCCGACGGAUACAAGUACAUCUUCGUGUCCAAGGUCCUCACGGGCGACUACACCAAAGGCUGCCACUCGAUGAAGACGGCCCCGCUGAAGGAGACGGACGGCAUCCCCCUCCGGUACGACAGCGUGACCGACGACAUCACCAAGCCGGCCAUGUUCGUCAUCUUCAACGACACGCAGGCGUUCCCCGAAUAUCUCAUCACGUGCCAGAGGAUCCACCGCUGAGCGGCAACGGGAGACGGAGGGAAUUGUGGUUAAUAAAGGGUUAAUUAUUGUUAUAAUUCUAGUGAGACGGCAGCUUUUCAUGAUCUAAAAUGUCGACGCGUACGGAUUUUUGAAUGUUUGAUCAGUUUAGUCGAGUCUGAUCAAGAGAAGCUUAUUUUACUGCAGAGAAAAUGAAUUUGGCACCACACAGUACAGAGAUUCAUCUCCGUGAUUAAACUAGCGAGUAUCUGACAUAUGAUGUGUUUAUGGUCUUGAAAUCAAACAUGAAUGCUUUGCCCUGUGUUGGUCCUGAUUUUCCUUCGUGGGACAUCACAAAGUUUUCAUGUAAUUUGAAGCUGGAUGCAGCGUGUACCAGCUUCUAUCUGGAGGAGGUGAACGCAACCUAUCACUCCCCGGUUAUGAGUUUGUGCACAUAAAAUAUGUUUAACUAUGAUUUAUAUGGUUAUUUUUUUGUGGGUUUCAGAGGUUUGAGUUCCCCUGAAGCGUCGAGGCUCUUCUUAGUUCUAUGAGAAGAGAUUCUGAGAAUAGCAGACACAGGUCCACCGCUCCACCCAAAAACAAAACGUUAUACGGAAAUAAUAACUUUGUUUUCAAAAAGGAAGACAGUUGGGUCUUGGUUGGAAAUGACGACGAGUGUCCCCAACGUCAUGCAUUGGUUUUGUUUUCUGAGUUGUAAGCUAUCUUAUACAUGUUGUAAAUGUUAAGCUUUCCAUCACUGACACUUUUAGCUCACUAUGGAAUUCUGAGACGUGUAUUAUUUUAAUAAAACAACAUAAUCUGUGAGUUAGGACUUGUGUGCAAAAAUACAUGUGGUGAUCAUUGCAAAUUCUUAUGUCUAACUUCUGCUGGGGAGUAUAUCUACCAAAGAUGUUUUUUCUUCUCUUUUUAUUACAAACUGUUAAAUCAUAUUGUUUUUUUGUUUUAAACAUGAACAUUUUGCAGUCUCGAAAAGAAAGAGCAUUAUUUGAAAGAAGAAUAAAGUUUCUUUAACCCUU